AUGUUGCUGUUUAGGGCUGGCAAGGAAAUCCUUAUCAAAGCUGUGGCUCAGGCUAUACCCACAUACUCUAUGAGUGUAUUCCAAAUCCCUUUGAAAUUAUGCUUUGAACUUGAAGCGUUGUGUGCAAGAUUUUGGUGGGGUCAAAUUGGCAAUGAACGAAAAAUUCAUUGGAAGAGUUGGGAUAAGCUAACGGCUCCAAAGAAAGAGGGUGGAAUGGGGUUUAGAGAUUUGAGAGCCUUCAACUUGGCUAUGUUGGCCAAGCAAGGGUGGAGGUUGGUUCAAGGCAUUGAUUCGCUGCUUUAUCGGUGCUUUAAGGCAAGGUACUUUCCAAGAUCAUCAUUUCUAGAGGCUAAAGAAUCCCCUAAUUGUUCAUAUGUGUGGUGGAGUUUGAUGGCAGCACAACCAAUUCUUCAAGCAAGUCAUUGUUGGAGGGUUGGGAAUGGAUAUUCAAUCAAUGCUGUGAAGGAUAGAUGGCUGCCAAACUUCCCAACAAAUAAAGUCCUUAAUUCGGUCUAG
Messenger RNA from Quercus lobata, 516 nucleotides. RefSeq lists its product as uncharacterized. The record is from RefSeq and is a predicted model, not a curated record. The transcript has a single exon. The coding region runs from base 1 to 516 and encodes 171 amino acids. NCBI's taxonomy places the organism in Eukaryota, Viridiplantae, Streptophyta, Magnoliopsida, Fagales, Fagaceae.